Molecule: messenger RNA, 1479 nt
Organism: Talaromyces rugulosus
Lineage: Eukaryota; Fungi; Ascomycota; Eurotiomycetes; Eurotiales; Trichocomaceae
Exons: 1
Coding region: 1-1479 (492 amino acids)
Cellular component (GO): catalytic step 2 spliceosome
Source: RefSeq, a predicted model, not a curated record
AUGGCGUCUUCACAGUCUCUCGUGAAACGCGCCACGGACACGCAGUUAAUGCCACCGCCUCCUCCAACCAAAAAAAUAAAACGCCCCACCACCGUCCUCGACGAAGACAGUUAUACCGAUGCCCUAUCACAUAUCAUCGCGCGAGAUUAUUUCCCGGGUUUGUUGGAGACACAGACGAGGCAGGAAGUGCUGGAUGCGCUGGAGUCGAGAGAUAAGCAAUGGAUUGCGCGUGCGGGGCAGAGGCUGGAGGAGGUCAUGACUCCCAUUAGAGGGAGGAAGAGAGGGAGGAGGGGUGUGAGCAUGACUCCAGCAGCUCGAACUGCGAAUGGAGUGACCGAAACACCGACUACGACGACGGCGACCAUGUAUGGCGGGGACACGCCCAUGUCGACGACUGCCUCGAAAAUCGGCACACCCAUGUCUGUAGUGUCCUCGACGACGACGAACAAAGAGCGAGGCGAACAGGGAGCAAUCGACGUUUCAAAUCUCAGUCUGAAUGCAUUUCAAGCAAAAUACACUAGCGAAGACAACGAAUCUUUCAACAAAGUCCUCGACACCCAAAACGACAAGCGCCGCGAAAAGUAUGCGUGGAUGUGGAACGGGAACAAGAUACUCUCUGCGCGCCAGAUUGCGCAUCGCCAGCGCGAAACAAAACGUAUUACUGACCGCGGAGAUGCCGUCGGGGGCAGCAAAGAGCUCGUUGUUGCAGCAGAGGCUCUGUCUACAGACAUGGACGCUCGCCCCGCCGCGCCAGAUACGUGGAAAGCCGGCGCGCAGAAUUCGCUCAUGUUCAGUCCAGAGGAAACAGAAAACUACGAAACACGCGCGCAAAAGGCAGAGGCGUCGUCACGGGCUGGGCAUAAGAAGGUUGUUUACGAGAAUACUCGUCUGCCUUCUUCCGGCACCGAGCAAGAUGGGCAGCAUCAAAUCCCGCCGUCGCCAUCUCUAUCGGCAAUCAAAGAUGCAAUCGCCGGCCGAAUCCGUCCCACAGAUUCUGAACCAGGCUACACGGGCGGCGAAACUCCGCGCGUGAACGGAUACGCUUUUGUCGAUGAAGAAGACGAAGACGAGGAAGACGAGGCCAUGUAUGAACGUCUCCGACAACUAGCAAGCCAGGGCAUGACCGGCGACGGCGGUGACUCCUCGCCGAACCCAUUCAACAUUAAACAAAACCGCAAACGCGAAGACUUGCAUCAUCGCAUGGUCGACACUGUGGCUCAAAAGAAACGUGCUGAGAAAGCGGCUCCUCACCAACUUUCCUCCUCAACACCUCGCUUUCCGAGUAGUCCAAUGUUUCUGCGCGGAACGACAGCAGGAACUCCGCGCGGGAAUAAUAUGACGCCUGGAAAAACGUUGACGCCGGCUGCGCAGAAGCUUCUGCAAAGAGUUGGAAAUACGCCGAGGCGGGCGGGUGCCAGUACUCCAUCAUCUUCUGGGUUGAAGAAUAUAUGGACGCCGACGCCGCGGAGGCAUAAAUAA